Recurvomyces mirabilis is the source of this 774-nucleotide messenger RNA. RefSeq names its product 60S ribosomal protein L7 (gene RPL7). The record is from RefSeq and is a predicted model, not a curated record. Gene Ontology annotation, molecular function: RNA binding; structural constituent of ribosome. The transcript is spliced from 3 exons. Gene Ontology annotation, cellular component: cytosolic large ribosomal subunit. NCBI's taxonomy places the organism in Eukaryota, Fungi, Ascomycota, Dothideomycetes, Mycosphaerellales, Teratosphaeriaceae. Gene Ontology annotation, biological process: maturation of LSU-rRNA from tricistronic rRNA transcript (SSU-rRNA, 5.8S rRNA, LSU-rRNA). The coding region runs from base 1 to 774 and encodes 257 amino acids.
AUGCCGGCCAAGCAACAGCAGAGCGUCAAGGGAAGCAUUCCCACCAAGGACCAGAUCCUCGUCCCGGAGACUCUGCUCAAGAAGCGCAAGAGCCAGGACAAGGAGCGCGCCGACAAGGCCGAGGAGCGUGAGACGAAGAAGAAGGAGAGCAAGACCAAGCGCCAGCAAAUCUUCAAGCGCGCCGAGUCUUACGUCAAGGAGUACCGCGAUGCCGAGCGCGAGAAGAUCCGCCUGACCCGCGCCGCCAAGAAGGAGGGCAGCUACUACGUUCCCGCUGAGGCCAAGCUCGUCUUCGUCGUCCGUAUCAAGGGUAUCAACAAGAUCGACCCCAAGAAGCGCAAGACUCUCCAGCUUCUCCGCCUCCUCCAGAUCAACAACGGUGUCUUCAUCCGCCUCACCAAGGCCACCAGCGAGAUGCUCAAGAUCGUCGAGCCCUUCGUCGCCUAUGGCUACCCCAACCUCAAGAGCGUCCGCGAGUUGGUUUACAAGCGUGGCUAUGCCAAGAACGCCCAGAAGCAGCGCAUCCCUCUCACCGACAACGCUAUCAUCGAGGAGCACCUCGGCAAGUAUGGCAUCGUUUGCAUGGAGGAUCUGAUCCACGAGAUUUACACCGUCGGCCCCAAUUUCAAGCAGGCCUCCAACUUCUUCUGGCCUUUCAAGCUCAGCAACCCAACCGGUGGCUUCAGGCCUCGCAAGUUCUUGCACUUUGUGGAGGGUGGCGAUCUCGGUAACAGGGAGGACUACAUCAAUGCCCUCAUCAGGCAGAUGAACUAG